AUGAAGAAAUGGGUUGGAACACACACAUGUGGUAGGGUAUUGAAUAAUAGUUAUGUCAAUUCCAAGUGGGUUGUUAAGACUGUGGCGGCUAGGAUGACAUCUUCUGAUGGUGUUAAGAUUCGUGAUAUUGUCUUUGAGAUUAGGAGUAACUUUUUUGUCGUAGCAUUUGAGGAAACUCAACUUCAACCAAAUCUUGCUGAAAUUAGACUUGUUACAUCUGCACAAAUUCCAGCAAGUACAUCAGUUCAUAGUGAACAUGUUACAUCAACUCAGAGUGCAUAUGUUACAUCUUCACAAGCUGACUCUGGUAUACCACUUUAUGUACCUGACUAUAUUUUGACUAAACCUGUUCCAACAUUUGAUGAUGUGCCUACUACACCAGUUUCUACUACUCCUAGAGUUCUUAAACCAGUUGAGUUUAUUAUACCAUUUGAUGUUGAUUUAGAAUUAUUCUGUUGA
This is a messenger RNA of Vicia faba (fava bean), 459 nucleotides long. Lineage: Eukaryota; Viridiplantae; Streptophyta; Magnoliopsida; Fabales; Fabaceae. The record is from the annotation of a GenBank genome assembly.